This is a messenger RNA of Saccostrea cuccullata (small rock oyster), 1344 nucleotides long. RefSeq lists its product as uncharacterized. NCBI's taxonomy places the organism in Eukaryota, Metazoa, Mollusca, Bivalvia, Ostreida, Ostreidae. The coding region runs from base 94 to 1026 and encodes 310 amino acids. The record is from RefSeq and is a predicted model, not a curated record. The transcript has 10 exons.
AACAUUGAAUGUGCUAUCAUAAUAAACAUGCUCUGUUAUCAGGCAAAUUUUGACACAGAUAUUCCAAAUGUGUGCACAGUAUGUUGAUAUGAAAUGGCACGAAAAGUUGAAUUGGGAAGAAAAGAAUUUCUAUUUCCGUCAGAGGAUCUACAGCAGCUCGAAGACAGCAACCACCUCCUGGAAAACCCUGAGGGUCUCCGAAGGGAAAUCGACGAAAAAGGAUAUCUUUUUAUCCGCGGAUUUCAUGAUAGACAGGACGUUCUAAAAGCUCGAUUGUCAGUUCUGAAUUAUGUAAAUGAGAAGGCGGAGUUUAAGCUAAUUACCCCGCCCUCAGAGGGAGUGCUAGAUGAAAGGUGUGGCAGAGGGUGUAUUCCAGCCAUGGAGGGAAAGAAUGACAUCACACACUGUCCUGAAGUUCUCAAUGUCCUGGAAGGACACCGACCCAAACAGUUCUUUCAGCGUUUUCUGGGCACUGAAGCCAGAACCUUUGACUUUAAGUGGCUGAGGGGUAUCAAUCGGAGACAGUUUACUGGUGCUCAUGUAGAUAACGUAUACAUGGGGCGCGGAUCUAAGAAUUUGUACACGGUUUGGACACCUUUUGGGGAUACCACUGUAGAAAUGGGCACAUUGGCUGUAUGUGAGGGAUCCAAUUCUUUACCAGGUUUCAGAAAGCUCCAGACAACUUAUGGUGAAUUAGAUAUGGAAAAAGAAAAUGUAGAAGGCACUGGUUGGUUUACGGAGGACCCGUCAGAAAUCACCUCCAAAUUUGGCGGACAAUGGAAGACUUCGGACUUCCGGGCCGGGGACGUUCUCAUCUUUACAAUGAGAACGGUUCACAUGUCCACCUCAAACCUCACCGAUUUCGUUCGAAUCAGCUGCGACACAAGAUGGCAACCGGCAAAUGAAGUGGCGGAUCCUAGAUACGUUGGAAAUGUUGGGGCGGUGGCCCCGAAAUACGGACUGUUUGGAAAGGAACGCGAAAAAGUGUUCACAGUAGAGGAUCUUAAAAAACAAUGGGGGAUCUAAAAAUGUAUGUCCACUGUGGCGGAUCUUAAAAAAACAAUGGGGGCUCUAAAAGCUGUAAAACUGCGAAGAGAAUUUAGGAAUUGUGAAUCUAUUUUUGAUUAUAGAUGCUGGUCUUGUAGUACUGUUGCUAAAAAUUAUACUGAGAGGCAGAUCUACCUUCAUAAAUUCAAGUUUAUGGUAUUUUUAAAGUAUGAAUUUUGGGAACAUGUCUUUUAUCAGUCAUUAUAUGUUAAAAAAAACUUGUACAUGCAUUUGUCAACAAGUAAAAAGUCCAUUUUGCCAUAUAUAUUUUAAACCAAUCAAUAUAUGCUACAUUAA